AUGAAGCAAUUUUGGGAUGGAAAGAAAGUUGCUGUGAAGAAACCCAUCUUGUCUACUUCUGAGGAUCUUGAUAAGUUCCACAAGGAGUUGCAAUUGCUAUGUAAGCUUGAUCAUCCGGGAAUAGCAAAACUGGUUGCCGCACAUGCAAAGCCACCCAAUUACAUGUAUUUCUUCGAAUUCUUUGAGCCUCCGAACUUAUCUGAGAAAUUACACAUGGAAGAAUGGAGUCCGAAUAUCAAUCAGGGUGCUUGCGCAAAGGCUUUGCAAUAUCUGCAUCACCUCGGGAUUGUACAUAGGGAUGUGAAACCGGCAAAUAUUCUUCUGGACAAAGAUCUUUAUCCACACUUAGCAGACUUUGGUUUGGCUGAGUACAAGAAAGAUCUUAAAGGAGUUUCUAUUGGGAAUUGGAGGUCAUCUGGAAAACCUACUGGUGGUUUCCACAAAAAAAACAUGGUUGGCACUCUCAUUUACAUGGCACCUGAAAUACUAAAGAAGGAAAUACAUACAGAAAAAUCAGAUGUCUACAGCUUUGGUAUAUCAAUUAAUGAGCUUCUUACUGGUGUUGUUCCAUAUACUGAUCUUCGUGCGGAAGCCCAGGCACACACUGUACUGGAGAUGAACUACACUGAGCAGCAACUAACAGCAGCUGUGGUGUCUGAUGGAUUGCGACCUGUUCUUGCUGGUCCUGAAUCUGGUGCACCAUCUACUUUGUUGUCACUGAUAGAGAGGUGUUGGGAUGCAAAUUCUCAAAACAGACCUUCUUUUGAUGACAUAGUUGCAGAACUUGGUACAAUUUUGGAACAGGGAGAAAAUAUGAAAGAAUCAGAUAUUUUCUUUCCCAAAUCUUCUAAUUCUCUUGGUGAUCAGCCGGUUUAUGUUGCUAGCAGCCUUCAAGCUUACCAAGAGGGUAUUAACUGGUUUUCUCAGGGAGAAAAUUUCAUCACAAGAGCUUGUCUACCUAAACCUGGUACAGCAAUCUGGCUUGCAUCAAAUGAUCCCUUGGCAUAUAAUCCAAUACUUUCUUGGGGAUCCUUUGCUACAUGUGGGAGACGGGAGACCAUGGAGGACACUCAUUUCCUUUUGCCCCAAAUGUUUCAUCAAGGGGACAUACAUGCUUUUGGUAUCUUUGAUGGUCAUAGAGGUGCAGCAGCUGCCGAAUUUUCAGCUCGAGCGUUUCCAGGAUUCUUGCAAGCUUUAAGUUCAACUAGCAGUCCAAGUGGUGCAUUAUUUGAAGCAUUCAUUAAGACAGAUAUUGCGUUUAGAGCUGAGCUGGAUUUUUCUCGUAAAUCCAAGAGAGUUAUCCAGAAGGACUGGCAUCCCGGUUGCACUGCAGCAGCUGCUCUUAUUGUUGGAAACAAGCUUUUUGUGGCUAAUGCUGGUGAUUGCAGGACCAUAUUGUGUCGGGCUGGCCAUCCCUUUGUUCUAAGCAAGGAUCAUGUUGCAAGCUGUCUUGAGGAGAGGGAGCGGGUUAUUAGUGCUGGGGAACAAGUUAGAUGGCAAGUAGAUAAUUGGCGGGUGGGUCUUGCUGCUCUUCAGGUCACUCGUUCCAUAGGGGAUGAUGAUCUAAAGCCUGCUGUAACUGCAGAACCUGAGAUAACUGAAACUAUUCUUUCGGCAGAGGAUGAGUAUUUGGCAUACAUGCUUCUUGAAUAUUCCCCUCUACAAUUAUCACUGGUAAGAAUAAGACUGUUCAUUUAUAAGUUUAUGUGUGAUACCAUGAUGGAAUCUUGGAGGCCAUACACAUGUAUGGCAAGUGAUGGAUUGUGGGAUGUUGUGAGCAAUGCAGAGGUUGUAAGCAUAAUCAAGGACACUGUGAAAGAGCCUGGAAUGUGCUCCAAGAGAUUGGCGACAGAAGCAGCAGAGCGUGGCAGCAAAGACAACAUCACAGUCAUUGUUGUCUUCCUUCGUCCCGUCUCCACAGCUGAGAGAAUUUACUAG
Prunus armeniaca (apricot) is the source of this 1938-nucleotide messenger RNA. The record is from the annotation of a GenBank genome assembly. Lineage: Eukaryota; Viridiplantae; Streptophyta; Magnoliopsida; Rosales; Rosaceae.